Messenger RNA from Miscanthus lutarioriparius, 867 nucleotides. Lineage: Eukaryota; Viridiplantae; Streptophyta; Magnoliopsida; Poales; Poaceae. The record is from the annotation of a GenBank genome assembly.
AUGGUGAACGCCUUCUUCCUCUUCUGCGGGUGCGUGGACCAGGCCAGCGUGGCGGUGGUGGAGAAGUGGGGCCGCUUCCUCCGCCUCGCCGACCCGGGCCUCCACUUCUUCAACCCCUUCGCCGGCGAGUGCGUCGCGGGCGCCCUCACCACCCGCGUCCAGUCCCUCGACGUCCGCGUCGAGACCAAGACCAAGGAUAACGUCUUUGUCCAGCUGAUCUGCACAAUUCAAUACCGCGUUGUCAAGGAAAAUGCAGAUGAUGCAUUCUAUGAGUUGCAGAAUCCCCAACAGCAAAUUCAGGCCUACGUCUUUGAUGUUGUUCGAGCCAUAGUGCCAAGAAUGAAUCUGGACGAUCUCUUUGAGCAGAAGAAUGAUGUGGCGAAAGCUGUACUGGAGGAGCUUGAAAAGGUGAUGGCAGAUUAUGGUUACAGCAUUGAGCACAUUCUCAUGGUUGAUAUCAUCCCUGACGCUGCUGUUCGCAAAGCAAUGAAUGAUAUAAAUGCAGCCCAAAGGCUCCAGCUUGCAAGUGUUUACAAAGGAGAAGCAGAGAAGAUUCUUAUGGUGAAGAAAGCAGAGGCAGAAGCCGAGGCGAAAUACCUUUCCGGUGUUGGUAUCGCCAAACAGCGGCAGGCGAUAACUGACGGACUCAGAGAGAACAUCCUGAACUUCUCACACUCGGUGUCGGGCACCAGCGCGAAGGAAGUCAUGGACCUGAUCAUGAUCACGCAGUACUUUGACACCAUCAAGGAGCUCGGGGAUGGUUCCAAGAACACCACGAUCUUCAUACCUCACGGACCGGGCCACGUGAAGGACAUCAGCGAGCAGAUCCGCGACGGCAUGAUGCAAGCCUCAAGUAGCAAUGUGUAA